Mycosarcoma maydis (corn smut) is the source of this 1407-nucleotide messenger RNA. RefSeq lists its product as uncharacterized. The transcript has 2 exons. Gene Ontology annotation, molecular function: DNA binding. The coding region runs from base 1 to 1407 and encodes 468 amino acids. The record is from RefSeq and is a predicted model, not a curated record. NCBI's taxonomy places the organism in Eukaryota, Fungi, Basidiomycota, Ustilaginomycetes, Ustilaginales.
AUGCCGCCGAAGAAAGCGCGCAGGCAAUCUGCUGCCGAGAAGUGGCAAUCCUUCACUUCCAGCGUCCUGCCUCGCCCCACAGGCCGACCACGUAAAGAUGGCGCUGGCAACGUUUCGCUCAGCUCGACCGUCGGCGCACCCACCCCGGCCAGAUCGAGAAAAGCAGCCGACGACUCGCUCGCAUCCACACUGGCAACCUCUACACCUGCUGCUGUACCAACACAACGCGGCAGACCACGUAAACACGCGCUCACAACGCCCGGAUCACGUGCACUCACUUCAGCGGAUACCACCACCAUCGCUUCUACAUCCUACAGUGUUGUUGCACCAGCUGCUCGGCCACAGGGUCGUCUAUCAAAAUCAAAGCUGUCUGCUCCGCAGAGUCGCGCCAAUGUGUCGUCUUCCAAUAGUGCAUCCUUUUCUGACCAGUACAAGAGGCGCGGUCGUCCACCGAAGAACGCUUCGGAUGCAUCGACUUCAGUCUCGCAAUCCAUGCCUAAGCGUCGUGGUCGACCCUCUGAAAGCGUAAACAAGCUCACGUCGACCCAGAUCGGACUGCCGAGGAGCCAAUCUUCCAAAGCACCGCGAUACGUGAGGCCCGAAGUGGAGCAAGCAUCAGGCUCGGAAGUCUCGCUCAUCGACGGUGCCUCUGACGAAGACGAUGAUGCAUCCGAAGUGGAUCACGAUCAAUCUGGCGAAGAAGAGGAAGCUCUGUCGUCGGAAGACGAGGCCAGACAGGCGUCAACAACGCGAAAGAAAUCGAAACGCAAAGGCUGGCCUAGCGAGAUCGAGAGGCUGCGAAAAGGGCGUAGGCUGAGCGUCGAAGAGCGAGAAUGCGUCACUUCGGAAGGCGGGCUGAUCUGGAGGACUGCCAUCCCGCUGCUCAACUCGAUGCCCAAGAACAUCCGAUCCAUGGUCGCCGACAGUCUGACGCGCGCACUCAACCGAAUCGAUGGUAAGCUCGAAUCUGGACUCGUGCCCCCGCUGGCACGUAUUCCCCAGGGCACCACUGCUGCGUCGGCAACACGUCGUGAUUUAGCCAGCAGCAUGCUCUCCUGGCGCCUGGAGGAGGAAGCUUCGCUUUUGCGCGCUGAGAAUCCGGCUCAACCGGUCGACGUGAUGGAAUUGGGUCUCAACGGUGAUAUCCUCGAGCUAGAACAGAUGCUCCUCCCUGAAGCAGAACACAUUGUCGAACUCUCGAAAACUCUCACGCAUCAAUCCGAGCAUCUCGAACAGUCGUCUGCGCGCAUUGCCAAGCUCAAACGCGACCGAAGACUCAUCAAAUCAACAGGCUCCACUGACUAUCCCGCCAACCUCGAGGCGAACGAGCUCCUUUCCGUCACAAAUCAAAGUGCGGCGCUGGAUCCCAAGCUCAGCUCCUUCCUCCGCCUGGCACAUCGCGCUUAA